Glycine soja is the source of this 960-nucleotide messenger RNA. RefSeq names its product glycosyltransferase BC10-like. The transcript has 2 exons. NCBI's taxonomy places the organism in Eukaryota, Viridiplantae, Streptophyta, Magnoliopsida, Fabales, Fabaceae. Bases 1 to 897 code for a protein of 298 amino acids. Gene Ontology annotation, molecular function: glycosyltransferase activity. The record is from RefSeq and is a predicted model, not a curated record. Gene Ontology annotation, cellular component: membrane.
AUGACCUACCAAGAGUUGUUCCUCAAAGCAUCAUCCAUGAUUUCAGGUACUCAAGAUUUUACCGAGCAAACCGUUCCAAAAGUGGCCUUCAUGUUCUUGGCAAGAGGUCCACUACCCCUGGCACCCUUGUGGGAGAAAUUCUUCAAAGGCCAUGAUGGAUUUUACUCCAUUUACCUGCACCAACAUCCUUGUUUCAGUGAAACCAUGCCUGAAGAUUCAGUAUUCUAUGGAAGAAAUAUUCCUAGCGAGCUAGUGGUCUGGGGUGCACCAUCAUUGAUGGAUGCCGGAAAACGUCUUCUAGCAAAUGCACUGAUGGACUUAUCCAAUCAACGUUUUGUUCUGCUUUCAGAAUCCUGCAUUCCGUUAUUUGGCUUCAGAACCAUAUAUGACUAUCUCAUGAACUCAACCAUGAGCUUCUUAGACUCUAAUGAUGACCCAGGAUACAAUGCCAGAGGAAGAUACUGCCCAAAAAUGUGGCCUAUAAUUAACAUAACCGAUUGGAGAAAAGGGUCUCAAUGGUUUGAGGUGCAUCGUGAGCUUGCCAUUCACAUUGUAUCUGACACCAAAUACUACCCUAUAGUUCAACACUAUUGCACUUCACCAUGCUUUGCAGAAGAGCAUUUUAUACCAACUUUUGUGCAUAUGAUGUACCCUCAAUUAAGCUCCAAUAGUAGCAUCACGUGGGUGGAUUGGUCAAGGGGUGGCCCUCAUCCUCGAACAUUUGGGCCGAAUGAUAUUACAGAAGCGUUUUUGAACCACAUGCGGUUUGGAUCAACAUGUGUUUAUGUAGGCAAUAUCAGCAACAUGUGCUUCCUUUUUGCAAGAAAGUUUCAUCCAAGUGCAUUAAAGCCUCUAUUAUUGCUAUUGUCUCCAUUGUUGCUUGGUAUUGAUACUUAAUUAGAUCUUAAAGGGUUUGUGUUGUUAGAAAUUCAUUAAGCUCCCAUAAGAGAGAAAAAGUUA